AUGGUAACAUUUUCCAGUCUCCCUCCGGAGCUCAUCAUCGGGAUAUGCUCCCACCUGCAGACCGAACAUGUCUUACAAGACGUGUUUGCUCUCGCUGAGACGGAUGAGAUUAUAAAAUACAUUUUACAGCAGCCUUGGAGGGAUGUUUUCCACUUUUCACUCGCCAACCACAGGCUUCGCGGCAUCAUUCAGCCUUUGCUUUACCGGAGGAUCAGUGUCCACGGAGUUUUUGCAAUCACGAAACUAAUUGCCCUGUUGCGCUUCGUCACUCAAAGGCCAGAUAUUGCCGCCAACAUUAAACAACUCUAUCUUAAUCUCGAGCCACAACUAACCGGUAUCACAUCCAUAACGUCACGCGACAUUGAUUUCAUACGUCAGGCUUCUGCUUCUGCAAACAUACCAUUCUCCGAGUCCCUUUGGGAGGAAAGCUCGGUAAAAGAGUUUGACUGGGACGACUACGACACACCUUACAGCCGCUAUGUUCAGCGUCGUUGCCGCAAUGAAUGUGGGCGCCUAGGAAUCCUCCUCAUGCUUUUGCUUCACCCCAUGAAACAGCUCAAAGAGUUAGGGUUGACACAAACCCGAGAUAUCUUCCGCAUAUUGAGAAAAGAGCUCGAGCAACAAGACGAUGAGAAUGAAGAAUCUGAAGAUAUGGAAAGCGACUAUGCUAGUAGCGAGGAAUGGGGUGCCGAGCAGCCCAGCGGUAUGCCGACCUUCCCAAGUCUCAACUCGCUCAGUGCAAGAAUCUCGGAUAUAAUGUGGCUCGCUGGCGAAGACAUCGGAACACUUCUCAUGAUUUCACCCAAUGUCACGCGUCUCCGUCUCGAGUGUGGAGACAUGAUUGCCUUUCACAGCUUUCUCGCCCGGGGGCUCCAGCACGUCACAGAUUUGACACUCAACGGCCUCCCGAUGCUUGAUGGUGAGUUUGAGAAGAUUAUUGGCAGCUGCCAAGCUCUUUUGUCCUUUAAAUAUAUCGCAAAGGACCUUGGUCAGGACAACUUCGGCCUCGACCUCAAGUCUGCUGUCGAAGCCCUAAAAAGUCAUGGAGACACAUUGCGCACACUCUGUCUGGAGCUCUCCAAGAGUCCGGCUUCUGAUGAUGUGACAAUCCCCGACACAUUUUCGGAUUUCAUCGUCCUUGAGAACUUGUGGAUCGACGCAAGCUUCUGGGUGGACACCAUCUUCGACGAUGAAGGAUACGAAGAUUUAGGAAACGACAUUAUGUCAAUGCUUUUGUCACUUCCGAAGUCACUGAAACGCCUACGAUUGGGUGGAGAAAUUUGGCAUAAAAAACUCGUGGAAUUCAUAGGUAACAACCACAACAUUCUUCCCAAUCUCCUGACUGUUGAUGUUGGUUGGAGGGACGCUGCUGAGGCAUACGGAUUGGGUGAUUUGUCGGAUGAGGAGCUGUCAGAAGGACAUCUUACCGCUUUGAUCACAGAGCUGUGGCCAGGCUCAUCUUUGAUUGGGGAUUAA
Colletotrichum truncatum is the source of this 1476-nucleotide messenger RNA. RefSeq lists its product as uncharacterized. The record is from RefSeq and is a predicted model, not a curated record. NCBI's taxonomy places the organism in Eukaryota, Fungi, Ascomycota, Sordariomycetes, Glomerellales, Glomerellaceae.